This is a messenger RNA of Phaedon cochleariae (mustard beetle), 1940 nucleotides long. NCBI's taxonomy places the organism in Eukaryota, Metazoa, Arthropoda, Insecta, Coleoptera, Chrysomelidae. The record is from the annotation of a GenBank genome assembly.
UAAAUACAAAGGCAACAUGUUAUUUUUCAAUUUAUAAACAAAAAUAAGUGUAUCAUAUGGAACUCUUUGUUUGAUGUUCAUUAAUUGCAAUUUGUUUAGCAUUGUUGUGACUGGUGUGCGUCUUUCACAACCCAAAAUCGCUCUCAUUGCACGAUUCUGGAUUAAAAUCAACGUGUUCUUUCCCGGAAUCAUCUUUGUUGAGAAUUCCUAGUGUGUUUUGUCACACUGCCUGGCUAGUUUCAAAAUUAUUGAUGACCUGCUAUGUGUCGAAUGAUCCGUUCGGAGAGCGAAAAAAAUAUUGAUUCAACGACGGAGGAACAUCACGUCGAGGAGUAGUUAUUAGUUGAUGGGAGUUCGGGAGUUGGCCUUUUAAUCCAUUAAAAGUUUCCGGAGUGGUGCUUGUGUGGAGUGCCCUUUGAUUUCUGCACCGACAGAGUCUGAUGACCACGAGAGACGAGAACGGAGGCAGACAAUUUUUUGAGGCAUUUCGAGGAGAGCUCUGAUUAGUAGGAUUACUACAGAGUUUGGAGUUGGAAAAGUGCGAGAUGUCUUCGACUCAAGACUAAUUGAGGAAAUUAUACAAGAUGAUCACCAAUCACCCAGUGGUACCACCACCUCCAACCCCCAAAUGACGUACCCGACAGCCUGAGAAGAUGCUUCACGACCAUGACCCUAACGGCGACACCUACUCGACCUACCGCAACACCUACUUGCGCAGAUCCCCCCCACCAGGUCACCCCUCCGAAUGCUGCUACGACCACGAGAAGCACAAGCCCCCAGCAGGAAAAAUCUCUCUAUUCUGCUGCUGCUACACAUGCCCUGGCACCAGGACGACCUCCAUCUUGGCCACUCUCGGGGUGUGUUUCCUGGUCUUGGCUUACACCAUCCUGGGCGCUUUCCUCUUCAUGGCCUUGGAAGGGAGUCUGUACGAAGACACUGCUGUGGCUGCUUCCAAGCUGAAUCCCAAUGGGGAGAAGCUGUCUAUCGGGGAGUUGCGAGAGAGGACUGUCAAUGAGCUUUGGGGAAUAACUGAGAACCUCAACAUCCUCUACAGGGAGAAUUGGACUAGACUAGCGGCCAAAGAAGUUCUAGAAUUCGAGAAAGCCCUGAUCAAAGUGCUCAGAUUCAGCGACGAUGAGGCCGUGAGGUCGAGCAUGGGGACGAUGGGUCAUCCUCAAAAUGUCCACAAAUGGAGUUUCAGCUCCAGUUUUUUGUAUUCCUUGACGCUCAUCACAACGAUAGGAUACGGUUCGGUGUCCCCGCGCACUGCCUGGGGUAAGCUCGCCGCCGUUCUUUACGCGCUUGUCGGCGUACCCCUGAUGCUGCUCUACCUCUCCGCCGCUGGGGACGCGUUGGCACGUGGCUUCCGGCGUCUGUAUGGGCGACUGCGCGGUGCGCCUGCGUCGCGGAAGCCCUGCCGCUGCGCCGACGCCGUGCGAGUUCCAGUGGUGCUGUGUCUGGCCAUCGUGCUGGCCUAUAUCUGCUCCGGAGCCGUGCUGUUCCACCGGCUGGAGAACUGGUCGUUGCUGGAAGGAAGUUACUUCUGCUUCACCAGCCUUGGCACCAUAGGUUUCGGGGACCUCUUGCCUGGCCAGAAUGCGGAGGAGAUUUCCUUGUGCGCAUGCUCUGCCUACAUCCUCACCGGCAUGGCCUUGGUGGCGAUGUGCUUCAGCCUGGUGCAAGACGAGGUGCUGAGCGUGCUGCGAUACCUCGGCGGAUCCUGUUCGAAGAGAGAGAAGAAGAAGAGCGACGAAGAGGCCGUGUCGCUCGGCUCCUGACAGCGACCAACCACAGAAGGCGCUGCGCCCGUCAAAGACGCCGUCAAAAGGACGCAGUCGCAGUCGCAGCACCACAGCCUGCCGAGGAGAGGGGGUCAUUUCCAAAGGAACGCUCCUGGUAGGCGGUCAGCUGGGAUGGGUGAGAGUUCGCUACUACAAAUU